Messenger RNA from Salvia miltiorrhiza (redroot sage), 3007 nucleotides. Its product is annotated as probable linoleate 9S-lipoxygenase 5. The transcript is spliced from 9 exons. NCBI's taxonomy places the organism in Eukaryota, Viridiplantae, Streptophyta, Magnoliopsida, Lamiales, Lamiaceae. The record is from RefSeq and is a predicted model, not a curated record. Gene Ontology annotation, molecular function: metal ion binding; protein binding; oxidoreductase activity, acting on single donors with incorporation of molecular oxygen, incorporation of two atoms of oxygen. The coding region runs from base 167 to 2815 and encodes 882 amino acids. Gene Ontology annotation, biological process: lipid oxidation.
UCAGACGACUCAUCUACCUUCCAAGAAAACACACCAUAAAUGUUGCUACAGACUACAGUUGCAUUCUUUCUAUAAUAAAACCACCCAUUUUUCCCAAUCAAACUCAUUGCAUCUUCAUUUCAAAAAAAAAAACAAAAAAAGUUUGUGACACAAUUUUCAUCUCAAAAUGGGGAUUUUCCCACCAUGCGAUUCUUCGGAGGUGAUGGAGAAGCUUCUCGGAUCCGUGUGCGGGAAAACCCGAGACGAUCCGGCGACUGAAAGAUCAUCGAAGAUCAAAGGCUCCGUCGUCUUGAUGAAGAAGAACGCGAUGGACAGCACCGAUUUUGGCGCGUCCUUGGUCGACCGGGUUUACGAGAUCUUCGGUAGAGGCAUCAUCUUGCAGCUCGUCAGUGCUCAACACUUCGACCCGGCUAAUCCGAAGAGAGGGAAGCUAGGAAAGGAAGCUUACUUGGUGGACUGGAUCACCAAGUUGACUUCACUUAAGGCCGAAGACGAGGCGUCGUACGACGUCGAAUUCGACUGGGACGAGGGCCUCGGGAUUCCCGGGGCUUUUAUUAUCAGGAAUCAACACCGUAACCAAAUCUACCUCAAGUCCGUCACACUGGAAAAUGUCCCGGGACACGGUCCGGUCCGUUUUAUAUGCGACUCGUGGGUUUAUCCUACGCGUCGCUACGACUGCGACCGUGUCUUUUUCUCAAACAAGGCGUACCUACCAUCGGAAACGCCGCCACCUCUAAUCUUUUAUAGAGAGCAAGAGCUACACAACCUUCGUGGAAAAGGCACCGGCGAGCUCAAGGAGUGGGACAGAGUGUACGACUACGCGUACUACAACGACCUAGGAAGCCCCGAAAAAGGCGAAGAUCAUGCCCGCCCGGUGCUUGGUGGGUCGGCCUAUCCAUACCCUCGUAGGGCACGGACAGGCCGCCCACCAAACAAAAAAGAUCCCAACACCGAGAGCAGACUGUUUCUGCUAGACCUAAACAUCUACGUCCCACGAGACGAACAAUUCGCCCAAGUGAAAUUCUCCGAUUUCAUCGCGUACGCGAUAAAAUCAGUAGGGCAAGUUCUAGUCCCGGAGAUCAAAGCCGUGUUCGACAAAACAUUCAACGAAUUCGACACGUUCAAGGAUGUCUUGGACCUCUACGAGACGAGGACUCAGGUGCCCGACGAUAAAUCCUUAGCCAAAAUCAAAGACUGUGUUCCAUGGGAGCUGCUUAGAGAGCUCAUUCGCUCCGAUGGUGAGAGGUUCCUCAACUUCCCAGUCCCUCAAGUUAUAGAAGCGGAUAACACUGCGUGGAGAACGGAUGAGGAGUUCGGACGUGAAAUGUUGGCCGGAGUCAACCCUGUUAUCAUUCGAAUUCUGGAGGAGUUUCCACCAAGAAGCAAACUAGACUCUCAAGAAUAUGGCAAUCAGGAUAGUAGCAUCACAAGAGAGCACAUCGAGAAAAACAUGAACGGCCUCACCGUCGAAGAGGCAAUAGAGAAGAAGAAGCUGUUCAUACUCGAUCACCACGACGCGCUGAUGCCGUACCUGCGGCGGAUCAACACGACGGCGACGAAGACCUACGCCACCCGAACCCUCCUUCUCCUCCAAGACGACGGCACGUUGAAGCCACUCGCCAUCGAGCUCAGCUUGCCGCACGACGACGGGGACUCGUGCGGAGCCGUGAACAGAGUGUUCACUCCGUGCCACGGAGACGGCGCCGAGGCCAUGAUUUGGCAGCUGGCGAAAGCCUACGCCGCCGUCAACGAUUCCGGCUACCACCAACUCAUUAGCCACUGGUUGAACACGCACGCCGUGAUAGAGCCAUUCGCGAUAGCAACCAACCGGCAGCUGAGCGGGCUCCACCCGAUCUACAAGCUCCUGAAGCCGCACUUCCGCGACACGAUCCACAUCAACGCCUUGGCCCGCCACACGCUCAUCAACGCCGGUGGAAUACUCGAGACGACGGUCUUCCCGGGAAGAUACGCCUUGGAAAUGUCCUCCGCCGUCUACAAGAACUGGAAUUUCCCCGACCAGGCGCUCCCCCGGGACCUCAUCAAAAGAGGGGUGGCGGUUCCCGAUGCGAGCCAGCCGCAUGGCCUCCGGCUCGUGAUAGAAGACUACCCCUAUGCAGUGGACGGCCUAGAAAUAUGGUCCGCGAUCGAGCAUUGGGUGACGGAGUACUGCUCUUUGUACUACCCGAUCGACGAUAAGGUGACCGGAGACGCGGAGCUUCAGUCCUGGUGGAAGGAGCUCCGCGAGGUCGGCCACGGCGACUUAAAGGAGAAGCCGUGGUGGCCGAAAAUGGAGACCCGGCUCGAGCUCAUCGAGUGCUGCACCAUAAUCAUAUGGGUGGCGUCGGCCCUCCACGCCGCGGUAAACUUCGGCCAGUACGCCUAUGCCGGUUAUCUCCCGAACCGGCCCACUGUGAGCCGGCGGUUCAUGCCUGAACCGGGUAGCCCGGAGUACGCCGAGCUAGAGGAGGAUCAAGAGGCUGCGUUUCUGAAAACGAUCACGGCUCAGUUCCAAACGCUGCUUGGGGUGUCACUGAUCGAGAUGCUGUCGAGGCAUUCGUCCGACGAGAUUUAUCUUGGACAGAGGGAGACGCCGUAUUGGACCGGGGACGAAGAACCGGUUCGGGCGUUCGAGUGGUUCAGCGCGGCAUUGGUUGGGAUUGGGGAUAGAAUAAAGGAGAUGAACCGGAACACGGAAUUGAAGAACCGAACCGGGCCGGUUAAGAUGGAUUACAUGCUGCUGUAUCCCAACACUUCGGAUUAUUCCAAAAAAGGAGGACUUAUUGUGAAAGGAAUUCCAAAUAGUGUAUCUAUUUGAAUAGAAAAGAUGUAUGCAUCGAGUAUUGAGAUUGUAGUUAUUUUUGUGAUAUGAUUUUCUUGUAAUGAGUCGAUUAUCGAGUAGAAGAUUGAGAUUGUAGUUAUUUUUGUGAUAUGAUUUUCUUGUAAUGAGUCGAUUUUGAAUAUUAUUGAGAUAUAUAAAUGUACAAACAGUCACCUCGACUUUUUUUUU